Molecule: messenger RNA, 1332 nt
Organism: Westerdykella ornata
Lineage: Eukaryota; Fungi; Ascomycota; Dothideomycetes; Pleosporales; Sporormiaceae
Exons: 1
Coding region: 1-1332 (443 amino acids)
Molecular function (GO): protein binding
Source: RefSeq, a predicted model, not a curated record
AUGGCCUCGGACACCGAUGAGCCUACAUCCAUCAGAGAACUCCCGGUUGAGCUGGCAGCACGCGUGUGCAAACUCCUUCCAAGGAAGGGCCUACUGUCCUUUCGCCUGGUCAGCAGAUUCUGGGCUGCGGUAACUACGACACUGUUAUCGACCGCAUUGGCCAGGGACCUGCAUCACCUCGAAGUCUUGGUGACUGAAGAUGGAUUGCGCACCUUACACGGCUUUUGUCAGAUCCCUGAGUUUCGACGGGAGAUAUGGACACUCACUUUAUUAUGUCUCCGACCGCCAGUGGUAGCAAACGGACACACACAAUAUGCAGACUCUAUUUACAAUGCCAUCGCAACGUUUCUCCAUUCUGGCAAAGCGCUGGAGAUCCUGAUCAAUAUCUUCAACUCGCUGUCCGCGGAAACCGGCCUUACGGAGGUGAUAAUACGCAACACAAAUCCAGAUUACGCGAAAAGCUACUUCUUACGUCGUCGCUGUGGAGGCCGUACCCUACAAGCUUCUUUACUGGACUGUCGCGAAGAGUGGCUGGCAGACCUGCCGCGCCGUCCGGCGUCGAAAAACAUCUCUAUGGAUUCUUUCAUUGGCCUCAACCGCAGUAGGAGUGUCACCCUGGAAGCUCUGAGAACAAGUCGCUUCACUCGAAAGAUUGUACGCGUUCAUAUCGAGGAAGAGCAAUGCUAUCACUCUUGCACGGAAUUGCUCGCUAGCGAGCAAUACAUCCAAGGAGUGGACAUCAAGCUGGGUCACGAACCGGAAAACACACACCUUGUCAAGCAGUGCUUACGCGACACUGCCAGUGUCGAGCAUUUGCGCAUAAGAGGAUGCCGGACAAGCUUGAAACGACCUGGCGCGUGCUUCACAUGCCACAUGCUCUUCCGACAGCUGACUGAAUUGUCGUACGCUCAUCUCACUACCUUUAUCAUCUCCGGGAUUUCGAUACCGGAGAGGAGUUUGGCGGAUUUCAUUAAGCAGUGCAGUCCCGCCUUAAAUAGGGUCGUUAUCUGCAAUGUCUCAAUUUACAGAGGCAGUUGGUGCGAUACCUUUACAGAGCUACGCCAAAAACGCGUCGAAAAGUUGUCUCUGGGGAACCUCUUGGACUCUGUGGACGAUCGCAACCCUACGACUAUGUUGUUGUACUUAGUAUACGAGAUUAAUCAGGUCGCUGGAAAGGAUAACGUACUGGAUUAUAUCGGACACAUCAUGACCCAGAUGGAAACCGUGAGAGCGAUGAUGCCCAUGACGAGAGAGUUCUACACAGUGCCGAUGCCUUCGAUGCCAUAUCUCAUCUCGCACGAUAUAGAGCUCUUUGACUUCGUUAGCGAUUGA